UUAUUUUAGGUUGUUUUCUUCUAUACGUAUAUUUUUUUUCAGGCUUGAAAUAUUUGAACAAAGAUCCCACAAAGAGAUAUCUGUUUCUAUCCUAUUCUCUAGUUCAUUUUAUUUUGGAAAUCGGGGAAAGUGUUCUGAAAACCGGAAAGUUACCGAUAGCAAUUUAUCUACAUCCAUUGCCAACUGCAGUAGUGGAAGUCUUAAAUAAUACAAUGUGAGAAAAAGAGUAUUCGCAUCUUAUAUUGAUUAAUACACGUGUUAAUCUUACAAAUUUUACACAUCAGCGUAAUAAGAAGUAUCAUAGUUAGAGUGACCAAUAAAAAUCUAUCUUCUGGUUUUCCCUUUCUUUUGGUUCCUAGAAAUUCGUAUAACGUGAAGCAUUCGCUGCAGAAUCUGCCGAUUGCAAGACCACCGCACUGCAGUACACAUUACCGAAAACAUAGCCGGCGGCAAUCAAUCAUCGUAAGUAUCGAUACAUAUAUAUAUAUAUAUAUAUAUGUCAGCAAGAUCGAGAAAGCUCAAACGCGAAUUUCUCUAGGACCUCUGUGUGGGUCACGGCCGGUCUUGUUCGCAGGAACGCAUCGCGCGCUUACAUGUAGUGAGCAUCAUUUGGCGAGGUACAUGAUACUCCGGAUAUGCGGCAAGGGGGUAUAUGCCCACCACAUUUCGUACGUCACCGCAUCGUUCGGUUUCUUUUCGAAUGCUCCUUCGAGAGUACACUCCGGCGGUACCGCAAUACUUUAUUUCAUCCCCACUCGCGUUCUUCCGGUGCUUCCUCCCGCCCGGUAUAUAUACAGGUAAGACCGCGGCCGCAAAUAUAUGACAGUGUAUAUCGGGUCGCCGCGUGGUGAGCUGUGCGUGGGAUAGGAGGAAGGAAAAGAUUCGGCGGCCGGCCGCGUCCUGGAUACCAGAAUGGAACUCAAACACGCUAUAGAGGUCUUCAUUCUUGCAAAUAUUCUAUCAGUAGGCCUCGCAACCUUCGGACAUGAGCAUGUACAUAUAAGGAUACACUUGCCGGAGGUAGUGCAGCAUCAUGAAAAGCAAAUCAUAAAAUAUGAGGAUCACGGCGGGGGCGGUCAUGGAGGUGGCGGAGAUGACGAUCAUCACAUAGACGUCUCCGGUCCUGGAGGUGACAUAGGAGGUGGCCAUGGCGGAGGUUUCGGUGGAGGUUUCGGGGGUGGUUUCGGAGGAGGUCAUGGAGGUGGUUAUGGAGGAGGCGGUGGUUUCGGAGGCGGUUUUGGAGGAGGUCACGGAGGAGGUCACGGAGGAGGUUACGGAGGAGGAGGUGGUUUCGGAGGAGGUUUCGGAGGUGGCGGUCAUGACGAUAUCGGAGGCGGCGACGUCAUCAUAGAUCACGGCGGUGGUCACGGAGGAGGUGGCGGAGGCUUCGGCGGUGGUGGCGGUUUUGGAGGUGGUCACGGAGGAGGUGGCGGUUACGGCGGAGGAGGUGGCGGAGGCGGCGGUAUCAUUAUAGAUCAUGAUGACCACGGCGGUGGUGGCGGUUUUGGAGGAGGACACGGAGGUGGCGGUUACGGCGGCGGUGGCGGUUUUGGCGGAGGACACGGAGGUGGCGGAUACGGCGGCGGUGGCGGUUUUGGCGGAGGACACGGAGGUGGCGGUGGUGAUAUAAUCAUCGAUCACGGAGGACACGGGGGCGGAGGAGGCUUUGGAGGAGGAGGGGGAUACGGAGGUGGCCACGGUGGACAUGGCGGAGGAGGAUUUGGAGGAGGAGGAGGCUACGGCGGCGGUGGUGGCUUUGGAGGUGGUCACGGAGGUGGCGGAGGCGGUGGGAUUAUCAUUGAACAUGAUCACGGAGGUGGCGGAGGUGGCGGCGGUUAUGGAGGCGGAGGACACGGAGGCGGCGGUUACGGAGGAGGUUUUGGCGGAGGACACGGAGGGGGAGGCGGUGGUUUAAUCCUUGACCACGGAGGACACGGGGGAGGAGGUGGUUUUGGAGAAGGAGGGGGAUACGGAGGUGGCCACGGCGGACAUGGUGGUGGAGGGGGAUUUGGAGGAGGAGGCGGUUACGGCGGCGGUGGUGGCUUUGGAGGUGGUCACGAUACUGGUGGCGAUGAUCACCAUAUUGGCUCCGGUGGUUAUGGCAACAGUAUAUCCGAUUUUGGUAGCAGUGGCCAUGGUGGAAGCAGUUAUAGUUCUGGAGGUGGUUUUGAUUCUUAUUCAAGCGGCCACGGCGGUGGCGGUGGCGGUGGCGGCGGCGGUGGUUACGGCGGCGGUCACAGUGGUGGUUUCUCCGGUUAUCACAAAAAGAAAUAGGAGAAAUCGCACUGUGGCCAAUAUGUUGGGCAUUGCAGACACUUGUAGCCGUAUGUUUUCAAUCGAUCGAUACAAAUUUCGAAAAGAAGUCGUAAUGCUGCCACUUUUAAUUGUGUGAUACACGAUGGUAUGCGAAAAAGAAUUUAUUACUUUUUAUUUUCUUUGUAUAAAUUUAUCAGACCGUAAUUUUUCGUUUACAGACUUUUCGAAUUUUACUAGAAAUUUUUGACAGAUAACAACGACAAAUAUUCUUCAGGGAGUAUGUCAAACUAUUUAACAGGACAUAAACGAGACUAUUUUACUGACUAUACAGCACAAACGUUGUUACGCGACAAACGAAAACGUAACGAAACGACGACAACGCAACUAACGUAUACGUAACUAAUAUUUAUAUUUUUCUACUUCAUUGAAGUCAUAAUAUUACCAAGGUUCGUCAGAAAUAAUCUUUUUAAAUAAUAAUAAGAAAAAAAGGAUAUCGACCAGUAUACGAAGGCACAGCUAAUUAAAGAAUAACCUUAUUCUUUGAUAAGUUGUAAUAUCUGGCCAAAGUUAGUAAAAAUUAAUCUGAUAAAAUAAAGUUACUCUCUCUCUCUCUCUCUCUGCUAUUAUAUAAAUCAAACUAUUAUAUAAAAUAGACAUGGACUUGACUUAACUAAUACAUUUAUGACGCUGUGAAACUAGACUAUUUUUUUCAAUUGUUCAUAGAAUAAAUUAAUGCAGUCAACUAUUAAUUCAAAUAAACGCUGACUUGACUCGACUCAUUUUUUCGAUUAGACAGAUUUAUAUUAUAAUACGAAAAGAACAUUACAAAAAUACUAUAAAUAAUUCUUUGUAAAUAUUACAAAUAAAUACUCAAAGUUUUUACUUACGAUAAAUCCCAGUUUUUACGUAUAUACAUUUUAUUAUAAUUCAAGUUAUUGAAUCUAUUGCUGGGAAUACAAGAUUUCGGAAAUAGAUAUAAUAAAAAAUGGAAAAUUAACAAUUGAAAUUCAAGUGAGCGUUAAAGCAGAUUUUAAGACACCUUUAACUAGUUUGUGAUAAAAGCUAUUGAUCGCAUAUCAUGUGAUUACGAUUCUGCUAUAUAUUUUUAUUCUUUUUAAAAAUAUUUUUAUACCUCAUUGUUAAACCCGGCACGCACCUGAAUUUAAACUUUCACGUGCCCUGCUCACCAGCACAUUUUACAGAUUAUACACGAUUUUUGCGAUCAAAGCAAUACUAUAUAAUAUAUCUUUGUACAUAUAAUACAUCUUGUAAAUAGAGCAUUUUUGUACUAUGAUUGUUUCAAUAAAAUUUUUAUACGUUUUUAA
This is a messenger RNA of Monomorium pharaonis (pharaoh ant), 3581 nucleotides long. Its product is annotated as glycine-rich cell wall structural protein. The transcript has 5 exons. The record is from RefSeq and is a predicted model, not a curated record. The coding region runs from base 913 to 2274 and encodes 453 amino acids. NCBI's taxonomy places the organism in Eukaryota, Metazoa, Arthropoda, Insecta, Hymenoptera, Formicidae.